AUGAAUUCAGGGGAGCUGCACGGCCUGGACAUCCAGGUGGGCACCUUCGUGGAGGCGCUGGAGACGGGGGCCGUGCUCUGCUCCCACGCCAACCACGUCACCCGCACGGCUGCGGAGUUCGCCCGUGCCUGCCCCGCUGUGGCCCGUCACCUCCGCCUGCCCACGGCCGGUGUCACCUGCAACCUCGCGGCACAGCCGGGCACCUUCCAGGCCAGGGACAACGUCUCCAACUUCAUCCAGUGGUGCAGGAAGGAGAUGGAUAUUCAAGACGUGCUGAUGUUCGAGACGGAGGACCUGGUGCUGAGGAAGAACGAGAAGAACUUCGUGCUGUGCCUGCUGGAGCUGGCGCGCCGCGCUGCCCGCUUCGGUGUGCGCGCCCCUACCCUGGUGCAGAUGGAGGAAGAGAUCGAGGAGGAGCUCCGGCAGGAGAUGGAUCUGCCUCCUGCAGACACCCCCCUGCCCCGGCCCCCCCGGAAACCACGGGACCUCCACAACCUUGACCAGAUGUUCCCCAUGAUCAAGAUAUCUGAAGGGAAAUACCGCGUGGGCGGCUCUGACACCCUCAUCUUUGUCCGGAUCCUGCGGGAGCACAUCAUGGUGCGGGUCGGGGGCGGCUGGGACACGCUGGAGCAUUACCUGGACAAGCACGACCCGUGCCGCUGCACCUCGCUCU
Molecule: messenger RNA, 673 nt
Organism: Mesitornis unicolor (brown roatelo)
Lineage: Eukaryota; Metazoa; Chordata; Aves; Mesitornithiformes; Mesitornithidae
Product: GAS2-like protein 2
Exons: 5
Biological process (GO): regulation of microtubule polymerization or depolymerization; actin crosslink formation; protein localization to microtubule plus-end
Cellular component (GO): microtubule plus-end; actin filament; cytoplasm
Molecular function (GO): actin filament binding; microtubule binding; cytoskeletal adaptor activity
Source: RefSeq, a predicted model, not a curated record